Paramecium octaurelia is the source of this 237-nucleotide messenger RNA. The record is from the annotation of a GenBank genome assembly. Lineage: Eukaryota; Ciliophora; Oligohymenophorea; Peniculida; Parameciidae.
AUGCCUAAGUCUUUUUUCUAAAUAUUUUGCCUUAAGAUUUUGAUUUUAAUUUAUUUCAUUUGGUAGUAAUUUUCACUCUAGUUUGAGGUCUUCAAAACAUAUUCAUAAAAAUUAUUAGAUUUAGCUAUUAUUAACUUGAAAAAGUGGACUCUGAUAUGGGAGGAACUCGAUUAGUUAGUCGGUUAAAGGAGGUGGUAUAUAAUGCAAGUAAUGCCAAAAAUAAAAAUACAACUCUGA